CGGGUGCAACACUCUGCGUGGGAAGUAGUGGUUCGAAGGUUGAAAAUUUGAAAAGGGGAAGGUGUGAGAGGCAGGCCCAGCCCUCCCCUGGACACAACCAUGACUCCAGACGAGCUGAUUUAUAUAGCAGUCUUGGCCCUGUCAAUUCCAGUUGGAUUCAUUUUCAGGUAUCUAAGUCCUCCAUUAAAGCAAGCCGUAUCACUCGUACUCGGCCUGGCUGUUGUUUUAACAACCUGUGGGUUUCAUAUUCUUCAUUCACUAAUUACAGUAAUUGGAUCCUGGGUGUUAAUCAAUUACAACUGGAGGUCGGCCCCCAAUCUCACUCUUUUCUGGACCUUCUCAUACCUAUUCUUUUUCAGACUUGUAGCAUGGUUUGGACUUCCUUCUCCUACACCUAUCACCAAUGCCGUGCAGCUAAUUUUGACCUUAAAGAUGGUCAGUUUGGCCAAUGAAGUUCAAGCAUUCCACUUGGCCAAGAAAGAAGAAUCAAGCUCUUUUAGCAAGUCUGGAGUUGUUUGCUCAAUCUUGCAACUGCCUUCACUUUAUGAUGUACUGAGCUAUAGCUACUGCUAUAUUGGUAUAAUGACAGGUCCAUUCUUCCGUUACCAAACAUACUGGGAUUGGCUGCAGCAGCGAGAUCCAGGCUCAGUUCCAGGGUUGAAUUAUUGCCUAAUACGUCUUCGCAUGGUGCCUUUGUACGCCGUCCUCUUCACCGUUGUGUCUUCAGUGUUUCCUCUCAGUUAUGUACGCAGUCCUGAUUUUCUUCAGCAAUACUAUAUAUACAGGAUCUUCUACAUGGUGCCUAUUUUCUUUGUCUUCCGUAUGCGCUUCUACGCAGCUUGGAAUGCUGCUGAGGCAGGGUGCAUAUCUGCUGGACUUGGGGCCUACCCAGAGGAGGCACAGUGCAAACCAGGAGGUGGACCAUCUGUGGAGUACAACACUUACAGUGAAACUCCAGUUCAGUACAAUUUUGAGGCAAUCCGUAACAUAGACUGCUAUAACACUGACUUCUGUGUGAAGGUGCGACAUGGCAUGCGGUAUUGGAACAUGACAGUGCAGUGGUGGCUACACCAGUACAUUUACCAGAAAGCCCCUUUCAGGAGUUAUGUAUUUCGGGCGGCUUGGACUAUGUUCGUCAGCGCCUACUGGCAUGGCCUGCAUGCUGGAUACUAUUUGUCCUUCCUGACCAUCCCACUGUGCAUUGCUGCUGAAACCUCAAUGGAGAAGGGACUUCGGACACGACUAACAGAUAAGGGCCAAUACUGGUUUGACUGGGUCCACUGGUUCCUAAAGAUGAGAGCCUAUGACUACAUGUGCAUGGGCUUUGUCCUGCUGAGUGGGUCCGACACCGUAUAUUAUUGGGGUUCUGUGUAUUUUACCAUUCACGUGGUGGCACUGUUAUGCAUUGGGUUGGGUAAAGUUUUGGGUGGCAGUGCAGAAAGAGGAGGCCAGAAAGAGAAACCAGUGAAAGGUGAUGCGAGAUAAGGUGGCUUAUAAAUAUACAGCUGAGGCUGAUUCCCAAGAAAGAUGGGUACCCAGAGUAUCCUUGAUAUCACUGCUAAACUGUUUACAUUUUGUCAGAUUGUCUGCCACUGCAACCGUUUUUUAUUGUUUUUGGUUUUUUUUCCUCUCUCAAAAAAAUAUUCAGCUGGAACACUGCUAUAGUUUUUAUAUGGGGUCUGAUUCACACCGCAGAGCUGCAUUCAUGGAGGAAGGCAGCUUUGAGACACAGUGUGCAAAAAGAGUGUCAAACGUUCAAAGAAAGUUAUCAAAGAACAUUCCUGCAGUAUGUCACUUACCAAUUUCCUCUAGUAUGAAAGACUACUGUUUCUAAUUCAAUGUCACUCUUUAUUGUCACUUUUUAUAAUGCAUAUACUGUUAGCACACACUGUUAUAUUUUGUGUAUUAUUUUGUGAGUUAGUAUUUUUUAUAUUUGCUGGAUUUGAAGCCAGUUGAUCAGUGUAUUUGGUUUUUAACCUUAUAAAUUCAGCUCAUUUACAGUUAUUAUAAAGCUCUAUCAGUUUGGGAGUGUCUCAAUAAUGUUUUGCAGGGGAUUUCAGUCAAGUCCACUGUGUAUCCCACUCUCAUUUACUGGUAUUUGGAAGUAUGUAAAUGACACAAUAAGGUGCCAGAACAGAAUUAAUGUCAAGAAGUUCCAUCCUACAGCAUCAUGACUGUGUACUGGGAUAAUUGUAAAGCUGCUUUCCUUAUAAAGGGAUUUUGUUGAGUCAUUUGAUGCAGAACUAUCCUUGUCCCUGAUCUUAUUAAAAUGUUUUAUUGAUUAAG
Polypterus senegalus (gray bichir) is the source of this 2286-nucleotide messenger RNA. It is a transcript of the gene mboat7, whose product is annotated as membrane bound O-acyltransferase domain containing 7. The record is from RefSeq and is a predicted model, not a curated record. Gene Ontology annotation, cellular component: membrane; mitochondria-associated endoplasmic reticulum membrane contact site. Gene Ontology annotation, biological process: lipid modification; phosphatidylinositol biosynthetic process. The coding region runs from base 100 to 1485 and encodes 461 amino acids. Gene Ontology annotation, molecular function: lysophospholipid acyltransferase activity. NCBI's taxonomy places the organism in Eukaryota, Metazoa, Chordata, Cladistia, Polypteriformes, Polypteridae. The transcript has 9 exons.